This is a messenger RNA of Linum trigynum, 6264 nucleotides long. The record is from the annotation of a GenBank genome assembly. Lineage: Eukaryota; Viridiplantae; Streptophyta; Magnoliopsida; Malpighiales; Linaceae.
CCCACUAACUCAUUCAUCACAUCAUCUGCACAAACCAAGCCUCUUGCCACACCAAUUAGAAAUUCAUCUCCUGGCGCACAGUUGCUGAUAACCCUACUCCUAACCAGAAUAAAAAUUUGUAGAUUGCUACUCCAUUGAGUGAGCAUUCUCCUUGAGCACCACAACAAUUUGAUCCCUGCACAACCUCACAGGCACAAACCUGCGAUCUGAAGGAGAACUUGCCAAUUCAGCGGCUCUAGUGAUCGUCCCAAAUGAGGACCCUGUUGGGCGAGUUUUGGGAGUUGCAGUCCCUACCGACGAGGGCCAAAAUGUUGCAGCAAAACAGCAAUUCAGCAAUCCGACCCGCCGCUCCGGAUGUCCCUACAGAAGUCUCCCUGAAAGGCUCGCAUUGUAAAUUUGGAAGCUAGAGCUGGUUGUGGCGGCAGAGCAACCAUAGUCAUGGUUCCAUGAUGGAUAGAAACUGUGAGUAUGAGAGAGAAAUCUCCUGGUUCAAUCAAUCAAGAGGAAGACGCCAUAGCAAGGGAAGGUAGAAGUCAUCGAUCAAAACUAUGCUUUGUACCAUGUGACACAUAAAUUUAGACUGAGUUGGCAUGUUUACGUGGAUGAAAAAUUACGUUUUCAUAUUCGUCGUUAAGUUUUUGGAUGAAAAGGACAAAUGUGCAACGAAAUUUGGGUUUAAGUGCUUUAGUUGCAACCAAAUGAAUUUAAGUGGUUAAUGUGAAACCAAUCUGAAACUUAAAUGAUAUCUAAUGCAAUUAACCCAGAUUAUUAAUUAAUCACGAAUGGCAAUUCUAGAGUCUUGGAUGUCACUAGGAUCGCUUGGGAUGAAGUCCAUAGUAAUUGGAGCCUUGAAGGUGUCAAGCUUAAACGAAAGCCAUAGUUGGUGAGUUGCCCACGAAAUGGGAGACUACCAUUCUCAGAGCCAAAUCUUAGCAAUUCACAAGAAAAUAUAUUUAUAAUUAAGCAACCUAGAACUGGAGGUAUGACCGUGCCUUAGGCUAUGGAAACAACCCUUCUUCGAAACAAAAUCCUAACAAGAUCAUGCUUGUGUUCGUGGUUGGGCUCCCUUUUGUUAUAUAAGGAUUUUUUCUCCAACCCAUAGGGGAUGCUUUACUCCUUAUUCAUAGCAUUUGAAUAGCUAUUUUUUAGAGGAGAUUUCCAGCAAUUUCUCACCGAAAGAGACGAGUGAGAGGAUUUACAUGCCUUUGGACUCCGUAUCAUCUCCUCAUCUUUCAUGAGCCCAUUUCAUUUGAUAUUUUGAUGAGGUGAACCUUAGAUAUGUUAUUUAUUAUUGAUUGAUGAGGUAUAUAUUCUAUUAGAAGACAAACAAGGUAAAUUUAGGGUCACUAAUCUGCUUGUGUCGCAGACUAGGUAGCUCUCUUUAAGACGUUCGUGAUACUGCCUUAUAUUGUGCACAACAGACUAUUAGUCAGUCGCCUUUAGAAUAUAACAACCACUCCUACUUUUCUCUAGUCCAUGUGAAAAUCAUAAGUCUCUGAUAAACACUCUCUUAUGUGUUCUGCUCUGUAAAUUGUGUAUGCAGAGAUUCAGAGAAGUCUGCUAUUCAUAGGAGCAGAACCCCCCCCCCCCCCCCCCCCCCCCCCCCCCCCCAAGAAACUCCCUCCUUCGUGGGGAAUAAGCCACCCAUUUUUAGAAGGAUAAUUACUCCUUUUUCAUAGAAUGACAUCUGAAUAAUAAUAUUUUCUUGUUCGUAUAAUGACACAUAAAUAAUAUUAUUUUGUACUCCUUUUUUAUGGCAUGCUUUAGUUUUCAUACUUUUAUUGUCAUAAUGCCAUGAAUUUAACUUAAUAAUUGCACGAAUGUGUGUCUAGUAGUUUCUAUGAGUAUUUUUAUUCUUUUGAUGCCCUUUGGGUAGUUUUUCAUGUGCUUUUAAGGCAAAUAUUAUGGUGGACACCAUGUACGAACUGGAGAGAUUAAGGUCUAACAGUUGGAAUCAGAAAAGUGCUUAAGACCAUGUCCAUAACAUGAUGCCUCAUUUAGUCGGUGAUAACGAUGUAAUUGCACAUAUUUGCGCCCCUAGUUCUUAUCCGUUUGAGAGGCAUAGUCGUGUGUUUUUUGCCUAUUUUACGCCGGGUUGUGUUAUUUUGUCAUAUUUCAGGUCCCAGGCGUCAAAGGAAAGGCUAAGCACGAGUUUUGGGGCAUUCGGAAGUCAUUUCGUCGAGCUGGAGCCAAAACACGGGCACACCUAAAAUAGAACACAGCCGUGUUCUGUGGCCGUGCUUUUACUGCCGAGAGCAAAUCUGAGUUUGGCAAACAUUGGCUAAAAACACGGGCUGAAAGCACGGCCGUGUCCACUAAAGCACGGCCGUGCCCAUCAUCAAACACGCCCGUGUUUCUCCCAACAGGUGGCCGUGUAAUUAACACUAGCCAAAGCAUGGGCGGGCUGAGGCAAAGCACGGACGUGCCCUCGACCGUGCUUUGGCCACUGAUGCCCUUUUAAGCAGAUUUCAGCCAAAACAGAAGGGGAUUCGAGUUUUGAGAGAGAGAGAGAGAGAUUCCUAGAGAGAGAAAGCGACGAACAAGAGUCUCCAAGUGCCCUAGCUUGAUCUUCAUCACCAUUGGAGGCCAGCUUGAGCUUGGAGAAGUGCAGAUCAACGUCCAGGAGCAGGAAUCCAUCCUUCACAGUAUGAAUUCCGCGUCUGAUUCUGCUUUUGCUUCUUUCUCCAUGGAGUAGUUCUCCCAUUCAUCUGGGUAUGGAGAACCCUAGAUUUGUAUGUUAGGCUUUGAUUGUAUGAACCCAAGUACUGAUUCUAUGAUUUGAUUAUGUUCAAUUGAGGUUUGAAUGAUUGAAUGGCAUGAAUCCUGAUCAAAUUCCUGUUGUUUCUGCUUUAACCUAGAAUGAGAAUAUCUGCCUAGGUUGAUAGAGCAUCCUUGAUUGAAGGUAGGGAGUUGGUGACUUUAGUCGAGGAGCCAACUCACUAUUCUAUACCGGAUUCACUUCUGUAGUGGAGGUUUUGUUCAUAGGGCCUCAAUCUGUUUACUCCGGUGGAGGUUAGUCGCCCGCUAGAGACUCAGAUUGAGAGGGUCUGAAGACCUUUAGUCGAGACUUCAGGCUGUUUAAGAACCUUCCGCAACAUAACUAUCAUAGAAACUGAACUUGGUAAUUGCAAUCCGGCUUAACUGCAGUCUAGGGGGAACCAUAUCCGGGUGACCUCUCUUAACCUGAAUACAACAGUUUACUUGCUUUGUUAUUUUGUUAGUCGAGAUUUGCAUUAAAGUUUCAUUGCUAGAUAACAAGAAUUCACUGAGUAGUCAUCAAAUCUAGGACCCGGGUUGAUAAUUAAACCCAAACCAGCUAUACUACGCUUUAGGAAGUGGUUCCACUUGGCCAAUUCCUAGGGUGACAGUAGAAGUGAGUCAAGUUUUUGGCGCCGUUGCCGGGGACGGCUAGGUUGUUGAAGAAAAGUGAUUUCUGUUAAUUUAGCUUUUCUUUUGGCUUUGUUUGCUUUGUCCCACUUGUGCCUUCACGGGUUUGCUUGCUUGAGUGUGUGCAGGUAGUGCAUGACCCGUAGCCAGUCGGGAGGGUUACUGCCAUUGAAUCCAGAGAUUGACCACACCUGUCGGCAACUCAGGAGACAACAGCGAGCUAGACUGGCUACGGAAGAGCGCCUAAACGGCCACUUGAGUAGCGAUUCUGAAGAAGAGUACGGGAUGGACGGAGACUACAAUCAGCACCAGGGGAAUCCUCAACAGACUCCCCCGGUGAAUCAGGUCCUGGGGAACAACCCCAUACCCCAGGAUCAUGGGGUUCAUCAUCCACUGCCGCCGGGUCCCACCUUGGAGUACUACUACACUCCUCGGAUUGCUGACAUCCGCCCGGUCAUCCUCUACCCGCCUAUUCCAGCAAACAACUUUGAGAUCAAGCCAUUCUGGAUUCAUAUCAUUACAUCUUCUAUCGAGUUCCAUGGCUUGAAGGAUGAGGAGGCCAGGGUGCAUCUUUCCCGUUUUUUGCAGCUGACGAACGGGUUCAAGCUUAAUGGUGUCCCGGAUGAUGCAAUCCGCCUUCAUCUCUUCCCCCAUUCUCUGGCGGGGAAUGCUAAGAGGUGGUUGGAGACCCAGCCCCCAUUGUCCAUCAUCUCUUGGGAUGAUCUGGCUGACAAAUUCGUGCACAGGUACUAUCCGACAUCGAAGACUACAAAGAUCCAGCGGGAGAUCACUCACUUCCGCCAAGAGCCAAAUGAGUCACUUCGUGAUGCUUGGGAGCGGUACAUGGGAUAUUUCUGGCAGUGUCCCCAUCAUGGCUUCAGUGAUGCAUUCACAGUGGGGAACUUCUACAGUGCUCUCUCCCUAGAUAGCCAGAGGGUGAUUGAGUCUCUAUGCCCAGGAGGGGAUAUUCUUACUAAGACUCCACCCGACCUGAACCAGAUGAUCAGUACUUUGGCUGCCAGAGAUCAUUCUUGGGGACAGGGUAGCCGAGGCAGACAGUCCCGGGACCGUGGUGUGCACGCCAUGGAGACCAGAUCCGGGCUCGAGCAGCAGGUAGCUGAGCUAGUGCAGACAUUGAAGCAGCUCAACAGUCUUAUUCCGGGCAGAGGUUUGGCUACACCUCCAGUAGCUCAAUGUCAGUGGUGCGAGAGCUCCAAUCACCUAGUGGAGGACUGCCAGGCUAUGAGGGAGUCUACCACUCCCCAAGAGCAGUUGGACUUCAUCACCAAUGCUCGGCGCCUCGACCCGUACAGCAACACAUAUAAUGAGGGGUGGCGCCAGCAUCCCAACUUCACCUGGAACAGCAACACCACUAAACCACCUGGUUUCCCAGCACCAGCAGGUGGUUUUCAGCAGAGGCAGCCCUUCCAGGCUCGACAGGGGCUAGCCCCACAGAAGCAGCCCUACCAGCCUAGGCAGGGGCAACCAUUCCAACAGCCCCAGCGUCAGUUUGUCGAGCCAGCAGCAGCCCCUGCCCCAGAUGACCGGAUGACAAAGCUGGAAAAUAUUCUAGCUUCAUUCAUGACUAGCACUCAGGCUGCUAUCACGUCACUGGAGGCAGGUCAGUGGAACCAGGGUGCCAUUUUGCAAGAUCUGCAGACCCAGGUGGGCAUCUUGGCCCGCCAAAACACUACCGGGGCACCGGGGACUCUGCCUGCCACCACUAUCCCGAAUCCUCGGGAUCCUCACCAGCUCCAGCAGCUGGAUGCCAUUUUUACCAGGAGCGGUAAGACCAUAUCUGCUGAUCCUGUCUCGGCCAGACAGGAGGAACCACUACCUGCUUCAGCACUUCCAGCCGACGAUGCAGAAGUGCGGGUGGAGAAGGAAGCCCCUGCUCCCAAGCCACAACCAGUGGUUAAGGAGCAUGUACCCCAGCUUCCCUUCCCCACUCGCCUACACAAAGACAAGUUGGAGACUGAGUUUGCCAAGUUUAUGGCAAUGUUGAAGCAGCUCAACAUCAGCAUACCGUUCGUGGAGGCACUGUCGAAGAUGCCCAAGUAUGCCAAGUUCAUGAAAGAUCUCCUCACCAACAAGAAGAAACUUGGGGAUCUCUCGACAGUAGGGAAGCUGCAUUGUUUACAAGUAAAAGGAAAAAGGCUUUUCUGUUGGUUGAUGGUCAUUGUGAAAAUGCAGGUACUUUUGAGCAACGAGAGGAUAUGGGAACAGAUCAACGCCCUGCGCAUAAUUGUGGGAUAUACAGCUUCUAGGCAACCAACGUUAAUGGAAGAGCUCAGCGCCCUAUAUGUUUUCACUGGAGUUGUGCCGCCUGUUGCAUCAUUCAACGACCCUUAUGAUCUGGUGGAGGUGAACGCGAAGCUCAGGAAUCUCAAGUUUAUUGUUGGAGUGAAAUGAGAAGAGGCAGCAUGCAGAAUAGCAUUGUCAACUGUGUUUAUACUUUUGGGUUGUGCUGUUAAACGUUACCAAACAAUAAUAAAAUGCAUGUAUAACGCAAGUCGCCUUGCUUAGGAAUGCAAGGUAUUAGAUGGCGAUGCAUUUUGCGCAAACCUUUGGAGAAGCCAUAUUUACCUCGAGCGAAAAUGGAACCUCUACUUGCUGGCUGCUGCAUGCAUAUAUAUUCGUGGAUUGAGGGAGUAGCAACAUGGAGCCGUAGCUAGGAAGGUCGGUCAUGGGUACCAAAAACUUAAGUUCGGAUGAUCAGUAGAAGGAGAUGCUGCAUAACAGUUUCCGUCAGUGCUUUGCUUCGAAUGCGGCAAUGACUUCAUCGAUUGGGAACGCAAUGCAUUUUCAAAAUGGUAUUUGUAAAAUUAUAAAAAUAUAUGUAGACCACUUGAGUCCAUAUAAAUUAUUGUCAAUGGU